Molecule: messenger RNA, 2294 nt
Organism: Canis lupus familiaris (dog)
Lineage: Eukaryota; Metazoa; Chordata; Mammalia; Carnivora; Canidae
Gene: SPARC
Product: secreted protein acidic and cysteine rich
Exons: 10
Coding region: 217-1128 (303 amino acids)
Biological process (GO): anatomical structure development
Molecular function (GO): extracellular matrix binding; collagen binding; calcium ion binding
Source: RefSeq, a predicted model, not a curated record
CUUGACCAAGAGGAGCAGUGUCUCCUUUGUUCCACUUCGGCACCAUUUCUCCUUGGGAGAAACACAAAGAGCCGGGGUUCUUGCCCUGGAUUUUUUUUGAGGGGGAUGGAGAUUCUGGGAUCCUUGGAUUUUUAAGAUGCUCUUCCAAGCAACAUUGCUUACUCCUCGUAUUCUCUCAUAUGAAUCGUCCUGAGCCUUUCAAGGGUUCCCAGCACCAUGAGGGCCUGGAUCUUCUUUCUCCUUUGCCUGGCCGGGAGGGCCUUGGCAGCCCCUCAACAGGAAGCCCUGCCUGAUGAGACAGAGGUGGUAGAGGAAACCGUGGCUGAGGUGGCAGAGGGACCUGUGGGAGCCAACCCCGUGCAGGUGGAAGUAGGAGAAUUUGAUGAAGGUGCUGAGGAAACUGAAGAGGAGGUGGUGGCUGAAAACCCCUGCCAGAACCACCACUGCAAACAUGGCAAAGUGUGUGAGCUGGAUGAGAACAAUACUCCCAUGUGUGUGUGCCAGGACCCUACCAGCUGCCCUGGUCCCAUUGGCGACUUUGAGAAGGUAUGCAGCAACGACAACAAGACCUUUGACUCUUCCUGCCACUUCUUUGCCACCAAGUGCACCCUGGAAGGCACCAAGAAAGGCCACAAACUCCACCUGGACUACAUUGGGCCUUGCAAAUACAUCCCCCCCUGCCUGGACUCCGAGCUGACUGAAUUCCCUCUGCGCAUGCGGGACUGGCUCAAGAACGUUCUGGUCACUCUGUACGAAAGGGAUGAGGACAACAACCUUCUGACCGAGAAGCAGAAGCUGCGAGUGAAGAAGAUCCACGAGAACGAGAAGCGCCUGGAGGCUGGAGACCACCCCGUGGAGCUGCUGGCCCGGGACUUUGAGAAGAACUACAACAUGUACAUCUUCCCUGUGCACUGGCAGUUUGGCCAGCUGGACCAGCACCCCAUUGACGGGUACCUGUCCCACACGGAGCUGGCCCCACUGCGUGCACCCCUCAUCCCCAUGGAGCACUGCACCACCCGCUUCUUUGAGACCUGUGACCUGGACAAUGACAAGUACAUCGCCCUGGACGAGUGGGCGGGCUGCUUCGGCAUCAAGGAGCAGGAUAUUGACAAGGAUCUGGUGAUCUAAAUCCACGCCUCCUUCCGCAGUCCCGGAUCCUCCCUCUUUGAUCUUUCCCUUCCUGUUUCCCCCAAUGUUUAAAAUGUUUGGAUGGUCUGUUGUUCUGCCUGGGGACAAGGUGCUAAUAUAGAUUUAAGCGAAUACAUUAACGGUGCUAAAAAUGAAAAUUGUAACCCAAGUCAUGACAUUCUUAGUCAUCACACGGCUGUCGACGCCUCUUGCUCACCCACUAACGGUCCCCUUCUCUUGCCAUUUGCUGCGCUGCCUCGUGUCCUAGUGGCGUAGGGGUGGGAACUUUGAUCUGCUCGCGUCUGCCUUCGACACAUUGCAUCUUCAGAUUUUCUCUCUGUUUCUCAGUUUGAGACUAAUGCUCACCAAGUUAGUCUUUGUGUUCGUUUUAUUUCAGGGUAUUGGCUGCUGGGGGUUCGCCCUCAUGUGGCCUGAAGGUGGGCGAAGGGAAGUAGCAGGCACGUGAUGCUGGCAAGGAUGUUUCUGGGGCUGGGGAACUAGUGGGAGAAAGUCCUGCAGAGCCCAGCAGCCAGAGCCGCAGAUGACAAGGCGGUCACUCACAGCCAGGACCUGAGUCUGUGUUAGGAAAACAUAUUAAUUCUCAUAUAAACCCAGUUCCUCACCAUUUUCCUCUCAUCUUUCAGUGCCAUUUCUCUUCAUGUUAGGCUGUUUGUACAAACUUUUGGGAGCCGGGGUGGUACAUCAGUUCUCUGGAAUCCGCCAGGCCGCUGGGGGGUGGAUCACCACACCCUGUAGGGCUUCUCCCCUCCUAGCUGUCUUUGGGAAACGCAGGACUGGGAGGCUGUUUUGACCAGAGAGGCCAAGGUCAAGAGCAAGGUGUAGAAAAAUUGUAAAAUAGAAAAAGUGGUGUUGGUGAAUUGGUUUUGUUUUGUUUUGUUUUGUUUUCACAUUUGGAUAGCUGUCACAAGAGGUCUUUCCCUCAGUUUCCAGCAUGUUCUUCCUUUUCUCCCUUUCUCACGUUUUUCCUCCUAUUAAUCAAGAGAAACUUCAAAGUCCAUGGGAUGGUCGGAUCUCACAGGCUGAGAACUCGUUCACCUCCAAGCAUUUCAUGAAAAAGCUGCUUCUUAUUAAUCGUGCAAACUCUUGCCACGAUGUGGGGAGUUUGACAAAUCUUUCAAAAUAAAAAGUAAUGACUUAGAAACUGC